AUGGAGCUGGGAGCUAGGGGAUUUCCAGGAGAACAUUUAUCUGGCAUUAGGUGGCCCGACAAACAAGGAUCAUGGCUGGAAACAUCGCCUGCCUCCUGGCAGUCGUUCACCAGCGUACCGGUAGCGCUAUGCCACGAUUUGGCCCAUCCAGACAAUGCGUUCGCCGCCUUGAGUGAGUACCACCGACGCAUCCGGAGGCCUCACAAGGACAACGAAGAGCUCGGCCUAAUUUUCAACGAUUACAUGAACUGUCUCAUGGGUGAUCCCACCGAAGAGAAAGUCAUAGCUCUCGUCGAUCCUGCUGUGAAGCUGGGUGCACAGUUCUUUGUCAUUGACUGCGCCUGGUAUGCGGACGACAGCGGCUGGUGGGACGAUGUUGGCGUUUGGGAACCAUCGACUAAACGAUUUCCGAAGGGUCUUAGAUCCCUACUUGAUCGUAUUCGGAGCAAGGGCUCACGCCCGGACUGUGGAUCGAGCCGGAGGUGGUUGGUGUUCGCAGUGUGGUCGCGAAUAUGUUGCCGGCGGACGCUUUCUUCCAAGAGAAUGGCCCGACGCAUCGUGGAGAAGGGCAGGUAUCAACCAGAUUAUCGACACCCUGAGGUCAUUCAUCGCCUGAAGAAAGUUAUCGACCACCUCGUCCUUAAAUACGGGGUCGGAUAUUCCAAAUUUGAUUACAACAUCGAAGUAGUCCAGGGCACAGAUGUAAACGCUUUCAGCCCCGCAGAUGGACAGCUCGGGCAUAACCGGGCCUACCUCGAAUGGGUUGGCAAACUGUACGACCGCUUCCCGGACCCGGUCAUUGAAAGCUGUUAUAGCGGAGGUCAACGCAUGGACUACGCCCUCCUAGCCGUCCACUCACUGCUAAGGCGUGGCCAUGUCGAGUAG
Messenger RNA from Aspergillus lentulus, 885 nucleotides. The record is from RefSeq and is a predicted model, not a curated record. NCBI's taxonomy places the organism in Eukaryota, Fungi, Ascomycota, Eurotiomycetes, Eurotiales, Aspergillaceae.